CACCAGGAUGGAGGCACCUUGUCCUCCGCAGCAUGUCUACAAAUAAAAUCAAAUAAUUCAACUUUUCUUGCUCUCCAUCCCUUAGCAUCCACUCUUUAUUCUUCAUUUCAUUCCACUGGAAGGGUGUCACCUUUUGGAGCGGUAGAAGGCUUCCAGGAAUGGAGUCAAUGACCGGACGAGAAUCCAGCUCCUCCCCGAGUCCCAAGCAGGACGCAGCAGGCCACCCAGGCCCCCUGAAACCGAACCAAGUGAGCGAGACCUCCCUGUACGGAGUGCCCAUCGUGUCCCUGGUGAUAGACGGGAGGGAGAGGCUGUGCCUGGCCCAGAUCUCCAACACCCUGCUGAAGAACUACAGCUACAACGAGAUCCACAACCGCAGGGUGGCCCUGGGCAUCACCUGCGUGCAGUGUACUCCCGUCCAGCUGGAGCUCCUGAGGCGCGCGGGGGCCAUGCCCAUCUCGUCCAGACGCUGCGGUAUGAUCACCAAGCGGGAGGCCGAGAGGCUGUGCAAGUCCUUCCUGGGGGCGCACAGCCCCCCCAAGCUGCCGGAGAACUUCGCCUUCGACGUGUCCCACGAGUGUGCGUGGGGGUGCAGGGGCAGCUUCAUCCCGGCCCGCUACAACAGCUCCCGCGCCAAGUGCAUCAAGUGCAGCUUUUGCAGCAUGUAUUUCUCCCCCAACAAGUUCAUCUUCCACUCGCACCGCACGCCGGAGUCCAAGUACAUGCAGCCGGACGCCGCCAACUUCAACUCGUGGAGACGCCAUCUCAAACUGACGGAGAAAAAACCCUCGGAGGACAUCAACCACGCGUGGGAGGACGUCAAGGCCAUGUUCAACGGGGGCAGCAGAAAGAGGACACUUCCUGUGGAAGGGCCCCUAAAAGCGCAGGCUUCAUCCGCCCUCGGCCGCGCCGCGUCCCCGGAAGUGGCGCACAAACGUUUGCGCUGCGGCGACGACGACCAUGGCACGCCGAACCCGACUUUGGCGAGCAGCGCACGGAGCUACCCGCUCAUUCCGGUGCCGAGUAAGAACUUUGGCAUGCUCCAAAAAAUCCCCCCGCCGUUGUUCCCGCACCCCCCGUACGGCUUCGCUGGCUACGGCCUGUGUCCCAAAAAGAGCGACGGCGUUCCGGAUGUGAGCAAAGCAAACGUCCCCGGUGUGUACUGGCCCGCCACCAAGGACGCCAUCUACCCUGCCUUCCCCGUGUUUUGGCCCGCAGCUGGCGGCCUUCCUAUGCCCCCCUACCCGAAACCUCUGGAGGUGCCAGGGCCGGACCUAUCAGACCAAAGCGAACGGGGUGCAAACACCCCCAAAGACCACCAGCAGGACCAUGCAGGAUCCAGCAACAGGAACGACGAUGACAAGUCAGGGGGAGAGACCCCCCACAGGAAGACGGGCUACAUCUCGGCCUUCAGGCCUGUCGUCAAGGACGCGGAAAGUAUCGCCAAGCUCUACGGGAGCCGAGACGUCUACGCGGUGCGGCCCGGGUACUUGUCCCCGGACUUUAUCAGCGAGACCUCCAGCUACAGGUCCAUAUCCCCGGACAGAGACACGGUGGAAGACGACGACGACGACCCGGACGUGGAUGUGGAGUCCAAUCGGGGACAGGAGGACGAGGAGCCGAUCCGGGAGCAGCUUGCACCUUGCAGCCCCGCUGCAGCAUCGCCGCGGGACUCGGUGCACACGGCAUCUGAGGAGGAGGACACGCUGACCCGGGAUUCAUCCCCUCACCAUCAGGUGUACGCGCAUGAAAAGGUGGUGGAGACGUUUGAGUCGUCAAGCUGCAGCCCCUGCAGAUCAGAAGGUGUGCAGCACGUGUCUGAACCACAACGAAACAUCACACCUCAUCAGGAGCAAAAGGACAGACAAGCCGAUGGAGCUUUACGCAUCGAUAUUAGCCUGCAUGAACGAGAUCUGGAGAACAUGGCAAAAGAGGAGCUGCAGAAGCAACUUGUGGAGCAGAUGGAGCUGAGGAAAAAGCUGGAGCGAGAAUUUCAACAUUUAAAAGAUAAUUUUCAGGAUCAAAUGAAGCGUGAGCUGUCCUACAGAGAGGAAAUGGUCCAGCAGCUGCAGAUUGUUCGAGGUUGGUCUCUCUCCACUUUGGAAACACGCUCUUUCAAAGACGGCACCAUGACAGCACCGAGCAAAAGUCACAAACACUGUGUUUGAUUUUGCCUUGAAACGCCACCAAAGCGGAGAAGCUCACGACGCCCUUCAUCACUUCUCCUGCAAGAUGUUGACCCCUCGUCAGUGUAGCGGAGCCUGCACCUUUAAACCCCCGCUGCUGCCUCCUUGAAGCCCUCACACACACACACACACACACACACACACACACACACACACACACCACACACACCUCCACUGUGUAGACCAGGAGUGUCCAAACUUCUCCCAGCGAGGGCCACACACCGAAAAAUGGACCGAUGCUGGGGGUCACUUUGAUACAUUUUGUACACGAAAGAUGCUCAAACCAAUCCCAUGCAAGUCAAUGUAUGCUAAGCUAUCUGACCAAGCAAAUGAGUGUAAUAUGUAAUAAUAUCGCUCAUUAGGAAUGAAUUCAUUUUAUUUUUACAUUAUGCCAGGGGCCGCUAAAAAAGGCCCCCGUGCCACACUUUGGACACCCCUGGUGUAGCCACACUGGUCAUUCCAGCACUUGAGUACACUACACAACACAACAAAAGAAGCCUGGAUUUAUGUCAAGGUUGUUUUCAAGGCACCCAGAGUCCUUACGUGAGACAUGAACAGAAACGUCUCUCUUUUCUGAGCGCUCUAAAGAGAGAAAAACAGCUGGCGUGUGGGAGCUGACAACGCACGUAACGGGACACACCUAUUUUGACUAUAAAACCCUAAAAAAACAAGCUACAGCGACAUUGUUGUUGUAGCAGCUAACACGAAGAACUAUUUUUCUGGUGGAGUGACACAGCGCCUCACGCCACUACCGCCAUUCCAAACACAACACAACUGAACACAAAAUGCAGUUUUUAUAUGAAACUUUUUAUUACUAAGGGAGGGAAAAAAUCCAAACCUACAUGUCCCUGUGUGAAAAAGUGAUUGCCCCCUAAACCUAAUAACUGGUUGGGCCACCCUUAGCAGCAACAACUGCAAUCAAGCGUUUGUGAUAACUUGCAAUGAGUCUCUUACAGCGCUGUGGAGGAAUUUUGCAGAAUUGUUGUCAUUCAGCCACAUUGGAAGGUUUUCCAGCAUGAAGCGCCUUUUUAAGGUCAUGCCACAGCAUCUCAAUAGGAUUCAGGUCAGGACUUGGACUAGGCCACUACAAAGUCUUCAUUUUGUUUUUCUUCAGCCAUUCAGAGGUGGACUUGCUGGUGUGUUUUGGAUCAUUGUCCUGCUGCAGAACCCAAGUUGGUCUCAGCUUGAGGUCACCAACAGAUGGCCGCACAUUCUCCUUCAGGAUGUUUUGGUAGACUGCAGAAUUUAUGGUUCCAUUUAUCAUAGCAAGUCUUCCAGGGCCUGAAGCAGCACAGCCCCAGACCAUCACACUACCACCACCAUAGUUUACUGUUGCUAUAAUGUUCUUUUUCUGAAAUGCGGCGUUACUUUUACACCAGAUGUAAAAGAAGAUGGCCGCACAUUCUCCUUCAGGAUUUUUUGGUAGACUGCAGAAUUUAUGGUUCCAUUUAUCACAGCACGUCUUCCAGGGCCUGAAGCAGCACAGCCCCAGACCAUCACACUACCACCACCAUAUUUUACUGUUGCUAUAAUGUUCUUUUUCUGAAAUGCGGCGUUACUUUUACACCAGAUGUAAUGGGACGCACACCUUCCAAAAAAAUAUUUUGUCUCGUCAGACCACAGAGUAUUUUCCCAAAGGUCUUGGGGAUCAUCAAGAUGUUUUCUGGCAAAAUUGAGACGAGCCUUAAUGUUAUUUUUGUUCAGCAGUGGUUUUGGUCUUGGAACUCUGCCAUGCAGGCCGUUUUUGUCCAGUGUCUUUCUUAUGGUGGACUCAUGAACACUGACCUUAAAAGAGGUAAGUGAGGCCUGCAGCUCUUUGGAGGUUGUUGUGGGGUCUUUGGUGACCUCUUGGAUGAGUCGUCGCUGCUCUCUUGGGGUCAUUUUGGUUGGCCAGCGACUCAUGGAAAGGUUCACCACUGUUCCAUGUUUUGGCCAUUUGUGGAUAAUGGCUCUCACUGUGGUUCGCUGGAGUCCCAAAGCCUUAGAAAUGGCUUAUAACCUUUUCCACACUGAUAGAUCUCAAUUAAUCUCAGUUAAGUUAUGUUUCCUCCACAGCGCUGUAAGAGACU
This is a messenger RNA of Dunckerocampus dactyliophorus (ringed pipefish), 4255 nucleotides long. It is a transcript of the gene skor1a, whose product is annotated as SKI family transcriptional corepressor 1a. Gene Ontology annotation, cellular component: transcription regulator complex; nucleus. The record is from RefSeq and is a predicted model, not a curated record. The transcript is spliced from 8 exons. Gene Ontology annotation, molecular function: RNA polymerase II cis-regulatory region sequence-specific DNA binding; DNA-binding transcription factor activity, RNA polymerase II-specific; SMAD binding. The coding region runs from base 159 to 2168 and encodes 669 amino acids. Gene Ontology annotation, biological process: negative regulation of transcription by RNA polymerase II; negative regulation of BMP signaling pathway. Lineage: Eukaryota; Metazoa; Chordata; Actinopteri; Syngnathiformes; Syngnathidae.